This is a messenger RNA of Spea bombifrons (plains spadefoot toad), 984 nucleotides long. It is a transcript of the gene DENR, whose product is annotated as density regulated re-initiation and release factor. Gene Ontology annotation, molecular function: mRNA binding; translation initiation factor activity. Gene Ontology annotation, biological process: formation of translation preinitiation complex; translation reinitiation. The transcript has 8 exons. The record is from RefSeq and is a predicted model, not a curated record. Bases 140 to 742 code for a protein of 200 amino acids. NCBI's taxonomy places the organism in Eukaryota, Metazoa, Chordata, Amphibia, Anura, Pelobatidae.
UGGGCUACGGAGGCGGAAGUGCCAGGAACGUAGGGAGUUGAAUCGUUUGACGGCUUCCCCGGCGUGGGGAUAGGAUUGUGUGCUGCAUGAAAAAGGGAUCCUGGGAGUAAGGUGGCUUCAGGCUGCUUGGAUCUCAGAGAUGGCCAGCACAGCUACUGAGAAUUCAGAGCCUGCAUCACCAGAUUGCAAAGUAGAUGUGAAAAUCCCCAAGGCGGAUGGCGAUUAUCCACUUAAGGUCCUGUACUGCGGAGUGUGUUCAUUGCCAGUAGAGUACUGUGAAUACAUGCCUGAUGUCACAAAAUGCAGACAGUGGUUAGAAAAGAAUUUUCCGAAUGAAUUUUCUAAGCUUACGCUAGGAAAUUCUCCUAAACAAGAGUCUGGCACUGCGGAGGGAUCUGGGCCUGCUGGUGAAGAAGAGGAGAAGAAGAAACAAAAAAGAGGUGGCCGUGGCCAGAUUAAACAGAAGAAGAAGACAGUACCACAAAAGGUCACUAUAGCCAAAAUACCCAGAGCAAAGAAGAAAUAUGUGACAAGGGUAUGCGGUCUAGCAACAUUUGAAAUUGACCUCAAGGAAGCACAAAGAUUUUUUGCUCAGAAAUUUUCCUGUGGUGCCUCAGUAACGGGAGAGGACGAAAUCAUUAUUCAGGGAGAUUUUACAGAUGAUAUUAUUGAUGUAAUCCAGGAAAAGUGGCCAGAGGUUGAUGACGACAGCAUUGAUGACCUUGGGGAAGUGAAGAAGUGAUCGAACACCGUGCCUGUAUGGAAAGACCUAAAGUUCUAGUCCAUGUAGCCAAAGCAAGAGAGGAUCCCGAGAGCAUUUCUGUGUCAAAUCUCUAUCAAGCUGUACAACCGUAUCAAUUGCAUUUUCAACACUUUAGAAAAAGCUACUUUUCUUUUUAUUUUUAACUGUUAAAGUUAAACAAGGUUCUUCAUGCAAAUGCAUGAUAUGUGUUUAGAGGAAUAAAAAAAUGAUUUUGGUCAUUA